This is a messenger RNA of Mizuhopecten yessoensis (Yesso scallop), 1229 nucleotides long. Its product is annotated as kynurenine formamidase-like. The transcript is spliced from 2 exons. The record is from RefSeq and is a predicted model, not a curated record. Bases 208 to 1065 code for a protein of 285 amino acids. NCBI's taxonomy places the organism in Eukaryota, Metazoa, Mollusca, Bivalvia, Pectinida, Pectinidae. Gene Ontology annotation, molecular function: arylformamidase activity.
AUGUUCACGGGGUGUAUAUGUGACGAGCACCAUAUGAUCUGUAUCUUUCUCCAACGUCUGCAGAAUUAAUGUUUUUCUGAGCUUUCGAAAAUACUCUAUAUUUGAAGGAAAUUCAAACCAGUGUAUUAUUUAAUGUGAGAAGAAAGUGCUUUAUUUCUGGAACAUUGCAACCAAUUCUUUAUAUAGAAAAUAAUUGAAGAAGUAGAAAUGGUUGGAUUCGUGUUAAUUUGUUCGGCUAUGACUAUCUUCAUACCCGGAGUUCACACUCGGAGAGUUGUUGACCUCUCGUAUGACAUGGACCACGACACCUUAACAUAUCCCAAUAAUCCAAGAUUCAACCUCUCCGUUCAGCACGAAGGUCCAUACGGCACUGUUCCAUGGGUGCAGUAUGGAAACGUGGAAUUUGCAGAACACACGGGCACGCAUGUAGACUCUCCUAAUCACUUCGCAAAGGGGGGCCUGCAGGCACAUCAGAUCAAGAUGGAACAGCUGAUGGGUCCGGGUGUGGUGAUCAAUGUCAAGGCCAAGGUCGCCAGUAACAUAGACUAUCGAGUAACUGACCUAGAUCUGAUGGCAUGGGAGGAAAAUCACGGCCCAAUUCCAUCAGGAGCUAUUGUACUGAUGAACUCUGGCUGGGGCUCCCGUUAUCCUGAUUUUGUACGAGUCUUCAACUCCUCAACAUACAAAGAGGACCAUUCAUCGCUCCACUUCCCUGGCUUCCACGAGAGUGCUGCGCAAUGGCUUGUCAACAAGCGUGACGUACAUGCCCUAGGGUCCGACACACCCUCAGCUGACUACGGACGGAGCACAUCGUUCCCAGUUCAUCAACUGGUGACGAAGGAAGGAAUCCUUAUAAUCGAAAAUGUGGCAAAUAUGGACAAACUUCCCGACAGUGGUUCUUUUGUCUAUGUCCCUAUGAUCAAGUUUAAGGGAGGAACUGGUGCGCCUGCGCGGAUGUUCGCCGCCAUUGAGGAUGAAGGAGACAGAACAAACGGUGUUUCAGCUGUAAUCUCUCGUGUGUCGACUGUUGGCUGUAUGAUCGUCCUAUCACUCUUCAUGCUCUAAGUUGUAUUUAACAAAUCUUUUUAGCAAUAGUUGGAUAUUUUUUCCGAAAACUAAAUCUGUGCUUUUUAUACUAGUGUAGCGGAACUAGACCGACUUGUAGAGCGUCCGUCUAGAGAUCGGAGGGUCCCGGGUUCGAACCCCGGUCUGGCCGUGCAUUUUUCCUC